CCCUCAACCAUCCAACUCUGCCCUGAAACCGAAAAAAAAAAAAAAACCUCGUCAUGCGCAGAAGGCGCACGGGAACGCAAGACAACCUCCCAACAUUAAUGCUGCAAAGGAUUACGUUUUCUUAAUGUGGAUGUAUGAUAGACGGCGGUCCGUUAAUUUUGCUGCACUGACGAUGAGGAUGCGACAACAAAGACACAGUUACUGGAUUUACUUUGCUUUGCUUUGUUUUCAUGGCUCGUCCGCUUCGCAAUUGUCCUACUCCGUUAACGAGGAGGCGAACAAAGGUUUCGUGGUGGGCAACAUCGCCAAGGAUUUAAACCUCAACGUGCAUGAUUUGGACACCAGAGAUCUGCGUGUGGUUUCCAGCUACAGUAAAGAGUAUUUCAAUGUGAAUUUACAGAGCGGUAACUUAUUUGUGAAAGAAAGAAUAGACAGGGAGGAGCUCUGUCCGAACGUGGCAAAAUGUAUGUUGAGGAUACAAGCUGUGUUAAACAACCCGAUGACGGCACACCGCAUUGAGAUCAUAAUUUUGGAUAUAAAUGACAAUUCACCAGCUUUUAUAGAAAAUACAUACUCGUUGGACAUUUUUGAGUCCGCUUUACUAGGGGAGCGGUACCUCCUCCCGGUGGCUGUGGACGCAGAUUUCGGCAGUAAUUCAGUGAGGAGUUACAAGAUAAGCAACAAUGAAUAUUUUACCCUGGAUGUGCAGAGCGGAGGUGAUCACGGUGUGUCUGCAGAAUUGGUGCUGCACAAAUCUUUAGAUCGAGAAAAACAGUCACUCAUUACGCUCACGCUCACUGCUGUCGACGGCGGUAAACCUCCGAAAUCUGGCUCGUUGCAAAUACGCGUGAAUGUGCUCGAUGUUAACGACAACGUUCCCACGUUUACUAAAUCGCUUUAUAAAGUGCGUUUGAGCGAAGAUGCCACGCAGGGCUCAGUCGUGAUUAAAUUAAAUGCAACGGAUUUAGACGACGGCAUGAACAGUAAGAUCACGUAUUCCUUUAUUAAACGGGGCAACAAUGAUCCAUCAAAUGUGUUUAAUCUAAAUGCAGAAACGGGGGAAAUCACUGUGAAAGGUACUUUAAAUUAUGAAGAGACUCCUGCUUAUGAAGUCAGGAUACAAGCAAUGGAUCAAGGUACUGUUCCUCGUAGUGCACUUGCUAAAUUGCUAAUAGAAGUAAUAGAUGUGAAUGACAAUGCCCCUGAAAUAACGGUGACGUCACUGAUGACGCCAGUCAAAGAAAAUGCUGACUUGGGAACAAUUGUUGCUUUGGUCACAGUGAGUGAUAAGGAUGGUGGGAACAACGGUGUAACCAACUGUAAGGUUGUUGGAUCUGUUCCCUUUAAACUGAAAUCUAACUACAAAAAUGAUUAUUCUUUAGUAGUUGAUGGAGCAUUAGACAGAGAAAACGUCUCUCUUUAUAAUGUCUCCAUCUUAGCCACAGAUGACGGAAGUCCCCCUCUGUCCACCAAAACGAUCAUUAAUGUUCAUAUUUCUGAUGUUAACGAUAAUGCACCUCGUUUUAUGGAACCUGUUAUUAACGUGUACGUCAAAGAAAAUACCCCAAGUGGAUAUUCGCUUUGUUCCAUAAAUGCAGUUGAUCCUGAUUUGGACGCAAAUGCAAAAGUUUCAUACACGUUGUUAGAUAAUGCUCCAAGGAAUAUUCCAAUUCCAUCACUCCUUAACAUCAACUCAGAGAGUGGAGACAUUGUCAGUUUGCAAUCUUUUGACUAUGAGCAGUUAAAGACGUUUCAGUUUAAAGUUCAGGCCACAGACUCUGGUGUUCCUCCGCUCAGCAGCAACGUGACAGUCAAUAUUUUUAUCCUGGAUGAGAACGACAACAGUCCGGCCAUUUUGGCUCCCUAUUCUGAGCAUGGCUCCGUCAACAGCGAGAGCAUCCCCUAUUCUGCUGAGGCGGGAUACUUUGUGGCCAAAAUCAGGGCAGUGGAUGCAGACUCUGGCUACAAUGCGUUGCUUUCCUAUCACCUGUCUGAGCCCAAAGGCAACAACAACCUCUUCCGGAUCGGAACCAGCACCGGGGAGAUUCGCACCAAGAGACGAAUGAGUGACAAUGACCUGAAAAGUCACCCCUUGGUGGUGUCGGUGUGUGAUAACGGAGAAGCCUCCCUGUCAGCGACUGUGUCUCUUGAUGUGGUGGUGCUUGAAAGCACAGCUGACAUCCACCACACUCAGUUCAGACACGUGCCCAUCAAGGAGGAGAGCUUCUCCGACUUGCACUUGUACCUGCUCAUUGCCAUUGUGGCCGUGUCGCUGGUCUUCCUGCUCAGCCUGGUCACUUUAGUGGUCUUCAGAUGCCACAGACAGACAGACGGACAUUUCGACAGGUACGGCGCCCCUAUGAUCACCACCCACCCUGACGGGAGCUGGUCUUACUCCAAAGCGACUCAGCAGUACGACGUGUGCUUCAGCUCAGACACGCUCAAGAGUGACAUGGUGGUAUUUCCCACGCCCUUUCCGCCUGUAGAAGCAGAACUGAUCAGUAUUAACGGAGGAGACACCUUUACCAGGACUCAAACGCUUCCUAACACUGAGAAGGUAGGCUGA
Syngnathus typhle (broad-nosed pipefish) is the source of this 2566-nucleotide messenger RNA. Its product is annotated as protocadherin alpha-2-like. Lineage: Eukaryota; Metazoa; Chordata; Actinopteri; Syngnathiformes; Syngnathidae. Gene Ontology annotation, cellular component: plasma membrane. The record is from RefSeq and is a predicted model, not a curated record. The transcript has a single exon. Gene Ontology annotation, molecular function: calcium ion binding. The coding region runs from base 125 to 2566 and encodes 813 amino acids. Gene Ontology annotation, biological process: homophilic cell-cell adhesion.